Messenger RNA from Cucurbita maxima (winter squash), 2196 nucleotides. Its product is annotated as heat stress transcription factor A-6b-like. Gene Ontology annotation, biological process: regulation of transcription by RNA polymerase II. The coding region runs from base 402 to 1574 and encodes 390 amino acids. The record is from RefSeq and is a predicted model, not a curated record. Gene Ontology annotation, cellular component: nucleus. NCBI's taxonomy places the organism in Eukaryota, Viridiplantae, Streptophyta, Magnoliopsida, Cucurbitales, Cucurbitaceae. Gene Ontology annotation, molecular function: DNA-binding transcription factor activity; RNA polymerase II cis-regulatory region sequence-specific DNA binding. The transcript has 3 exons.
AGCUCAUUUGUGGUCACCAAUUUAUAAGACUGCGAGCCCUGAGCUCCACCUCAUCGUCGAGCUUCCAUUUCCCUUCGACCUUCCAGAACCUUCAUUUCUCUCUUUCUCUCUCUACUUUCUCUCUCCUCCAACUUCCCCUAGAAACUUCUCUGCAAUUUUUCAUUUCUUUAUGCUACAAGGUCUAGAACUUUCCAACUAUCUCCUUCCGUUUCGUAUUUAAGCAUUUGGAUGCCGUUUUUGAUGCUUUUUAAUGGAAUUCUUGUACUCUGCUUCUCUUCCCUCUCAUUGGUUUUUCUCUCGUUUCUGUAAUUGAUUUUGAACUCUUUUUCUUUUUUGAUUUGUUGUUGUUCUUCUUCUGUUGUUGUUGUUGUUGUUGUUCAUUGUAAGAUGAUUGAAGGUGAAUGAAUCUUUUAUUCGAACAUUGGGGGGGAAUUUGUAUGGUUGAUUUAUACGCGAUUGUUGCAGAGAUGAAUCCUCUGUUUCCAGUUAAGGAAGAGUUUCCUGGAUCGAAUUCGUCGGAGACCGACAGAGAGCGAUUGGCUAUGGCUCCUCCGAUUCCGAUGGAGGGCCUUCACGAUGCCGGUCCACCGCCGUUUCUGACGAAGACGUUUGAAAUCGUUGAUGAUUUUAAUACCGAUCAUGUGAUUUCUUGGAGCUUUGGGGGAAAUAGCUUCGUCGUUUGGGAUCCUCAUUGCUUCUCCACUGAAUUGCUUCCCAGAUUCUUUAAGCAUAAUAACUUUUCCAGUUUCGUUCGGCAGCUUAAUACUUACGGCUUUAGAAAGAUAGAUCCAGAUAGAUGGGAGUUCGCAAAUGAGGGAUUUCUCAGAGGCCAAAAGCAUCUUCUUAAGAACAUAAAGAGGAGGAGGGCAACUUAUCACCACCACCAAACUCCCCAAUCACAAGCAUCGAGUGGAGCUUGUGUAGAGGUUGGUCAAUUUGGAGUAGAUGCAGAAAUGGAUCGUUUAAAACGUGACAAGCAAGUGCUAAUGAUGGAGUUAGUGAAGCUAAGGCAAGAGCAACAGAACACGAGAGCGUAUCUUCAAGCAAUGGAGCAAAGGCUUAGAGGAACUGAAAUUAAGCAGAGACAAAUGAUGAAUUUCUUAGCAAGAGCUAUGCAAAACCCAUCGUUCAUUCAGCAAUUACUCCAGCAGAAGGAGAAGAGGAAGGUGCUUGAAGAAGCCAUAACUAGGAAAAGAAGAAGGCCUAUUCAGCAAGGUGGGAAACAGAGCGGUGGUGGUAGUGGGAGAUUCUUGGGUGAAGGUUCAAGCACCAUCAAGAUUGAGCCUCUUGAAUCUGAAGAAUAUGGGUUUGGGAUUACAGAGCUAGAAGCACUUGCCUUGGAGAUGCAGGGGCUUGGCAGGGCAAGACAUGAAGAAGAGGAGGAGGAGGAGGAGGAGGAAGAAGAAGAAGAGGAAGAAGAUCAUCUACCUCCACCAGCGGAUGGUGAUAAAGUACUUGAUGAAGGGUUUUGGGAAGAAUUGUUCAGCGAAAGGUUGGAGGUAGCCAGUGGUGACGAUGAAGAUGUGAAAGUUCUGGCUGAUCGGUUGGGCUAUUUGGGCUCAGACCCACGAUAGAGCCAUCCGGCUGAGCAUCAUAUGGGGAAUUCACAAACGACCCAUUUGAACUGGAAGUCCAGAAAAGGCUUCUCCAUGUAGGCCUUUGGGGCAAUGUUCUAAGCCCCUUUAUAACCCUCUUUUGGUUUGUUCUUUGGCAGGACAAGAAGAUGAAAAGAAAGAUCGGUGCUAUCAGGGACACAGCUUUUUCUGUUUUGGCAUUAUCUUUCUAACACAAAAAUAAUCGUUGAUGCUUUCCCUUCCCCCUUCUGCAGCCACUUCCUCAUAUAUAUUUCUCUACUGUGGCUUUUGUUAGGUUUGCAGGAACCUAAUCUGGUUGGACUCAAUUCUGUGUUUAUCCUGUUAGUGAAGCCUCAAGAUCGCUCAUUCCAAAAGCUAUCAAAUUGGAAAAGAGAAAAGAUGUGUUGCUGAAUCCUUGAAGAAUCAAUCACAUGCUGUUUCGUGGUUAGCAAAACUCUCUCUUUUAUCAUUCAUUCAUCCAAACUAAGAACUUGAUAGGACUAUGAACACCAUCUAAUUUAUAUGUUCAAUCAGCCCGCUGUUCAUCUGCUGCGAGCUUUCUACUUCCCCUGUGUCAAACUGAUCUGAUAUACUGUGAUAGAUUGAGAAUUGUUUAGAUCUG